Molecule: messenger RNA, 582 nt
Organism: Didymodactylos carnosus
Lineage: Eukaryota; Metazoa; Rotifera; Eurotatoria; Philodinida; Philodinidae
Source: the annotation of a GenBank genome assembly
AUGGUCGAUGUAACAUACAAGAAGGGAAGCACACAUGGCGAUGCUGAUGGAAUGUCAAGACCGGAAAUUCACCCACACCAACAUUAUUUGAAUGCCAUUACAAGAUCAAUGACAACUACGGCCGUUCACAAACCUGUCAUUAAUCACGACAGUCAAUCGACAGUUCCGUUGGACAAUACUGAUAUGGCACCAGCAUCGAUGACAUUUGAUUUUAGUCUGACACGAAUUCGUGACGAGCAGCAGCACGAUUCUCACAUUUUAAAGAUUAAAGAACAGCUGAAGACCGCGACCCGAUCUUAUUCAAAUUUCAUCGUCGAAAAUGAUCUUCUAUACAAACUGGUAACACAACCGCAGGCAGCGACGCUAACAAAAUUGAUCUACAUUCCAUCCUCCAUGAGAGGAGAAGUCCUUCAGAGCUACCACGAUCACCCAACGGCGGCUCAUUUUGGCGUCAAUCGAACAUGGCAUAAAUUGAGGACGAAAUGUUAUUGGCCAAUGAUGAAAGAAACCAUCCAAAAUUACAUUCGAUCGUGUGAGAAGUGUGCAAAGUUCAAUCUCCGUCGAACAAAAUCUCCUGGCUAA